AUGGGCGGAGCUACUUGUUGGAAGUACCUCCCAAAGCUCCUUUCCUUGCACAUCUGCCUCUGCGUCUCUGGCUCCGUGGUUAACGUCUGGCCGUCUGUCCUGCGCAAACAUUGCGAAAAAGCUGGCGAGAAACGUUUCCGACUGACCCUUCCGCCCAAUCACACUGGAGUGAUCACUUGUCGCCGCAGACAAAUGACCGUCUCCUACAACUUGGACGUGUCCAGCACGUCGAUCAUCGCCUUUCUGAAGCUUCAGCUGCGAUGGAGAGGCUCCAUUUGGAAGUCUGUCAUGAAGGUCAGUUUCAAUUUUGGCGUUUUCUACAGUUUUAAACUUUUUUUUUCCGAACAAAGCGCUUCUUCUCACCCUUUUUUUUACUUUAACCCGGGAAAAAAGUAUAUCAUGGAUCUUUCGUAAAACUUUACGAGUUUGAAGAAGUAUUUUUUUCAAGACUUGUGAAUUUCUUUUUUUAAAUUCUGUUCGUUUUCGAUUCCUAGCUCUUAGUUCUGCAUGGGUUGAACAUAAAAAGUUCGUAAACUUUCCUGAUUAUCUCAUCAUUUUGGUCUUGUUGAGCUAGAUUUUUUUGUUUUUCUUGAGUAUGAAUGGAGGCUUAUUCCUUUUUUACGAAAUUGAACUGAAACAUAUUGAAAGAAAUUUUUUUCAUUAUGUAACUGGAUUAAUAUUUUUGAAUUAUUAGUUUUUGAAUUUGACUCUGGUAUUUUCAUGAAAAGAAAAACCCCUUUUAAAAAAAAAAAAAUCCUCGUUAACGCGAUCAUCCCACAUUGCUACUUUUCGUUAUGAAUCAGGAAAUGAUUCAUCGAAUCAAUCGUUUUAGCAAAGGGUUAAUCUUGAGCCGAUGAUAAACUAAAAAAAUAUUUUUACUCAUAUAAUCUUUCUACAUUGUAUUUUGAUCUCGAGACCCUUGAGAUUUUUCUAAACUACAAAAAACUGCAAAAAGCUUACGGCAAGCCGAAUUCCCAAGCCGUCUCCGAUCCAAGUACUACCGGCUCUCAACGUUGCUUAACUUGCCAGAUCGGACGGGAUGGCGUGUUUUCAACGUGAUAUGGUCGUAAGCGAACGAGGCGGUUCGCUGAGGCCACAUACUCUUGGAACUGAACCGCUUCGUAGGGAGUGAAAAUUUGUGAAAUACCAACUUGAAAUUAUACGUUUAUUUCUUAAGAAAGAUAACUAGAGUUUUUUGGAGUUUUCUAAGAGUUCUAGUUCCUUUUUAUCUCUGAUAGGUCUGUUUGAACUAUUCUAUCGAACCAUAGUUCGCUCAAGUCUCCUUCUUCUCCAAUUUCGUGUCUAGGAAUGGUUUAAUUCAAUUGUACUCAGUUUUUUAAUUUCAUUUUUUUCUGAUUUGAACGAAAAGCGCAAAUGAUUUGAGUGAUGAACUUGUUCGAUUUUUUUCUCCUUUUGAAUAACCACAAGAUUAAUGAAGCUUUUUAAACUUCUUUUUCUGUUCAGGAGUUGGUCAUAUUCACAACGUUAUUCGCUUUUGUCACAACAGUGUAUCGGACGAACUACUUUUUAUCCGAAGAGCAAAGAAAGUGAGUUUUUUUUCAGGCCCAACCAAAUAAAAAUUGUUGAAAUAAAUGAGACGUAGAGUUUGACCAAAAAAAUUUGGACAAACUUUGAAAUUUUCUUGGAGUCUAGAAACCAUUUCUCUAAAAAAAGUAAGGAUUUUUUUCGAUUUAAAAAAAUACAAUUAGAAUCGCAAUAAGAACAUGGGGAAGAUGGCAUUUUAAUCCUGAAUCUCAUUUUUAUUGCCUCAUUAAAUCGCAGAAGUUCUUCAUUUUCUGAAAUUUCAAGGUUCUGGGACAACUUCUCGGCCUUGUUCGACCAGAAGCUUGACUAUAUUCCUCUCACAUUUAUGCUCGGAUUUUUCGUGACGAUCAUCGUCGGCCGCUGGAACGACAUUUUCAACAACAUUGGCUGGGUGGACAAGUGAGCUUUCAACGCCUCGAAAACGAUUAACCCUAAUGGAUACCACAUGUCUUCGAUAUGUGCUUCUAUUUUUAUUCUUUUGAUAGGCUUUUUUGAAAAAAAUUUUCAAUUGGGCGGUUUUUUUAUCAUUUUUUUCGAAAAAAAGAGUUAUCAAAACUUCAUUCAAACUUUUUUUGCUUAAGAUUAAAAAUAAAAUUUAUUUAGAAAUGUUCUGAAGUUGAGAAACGUAACUCACGCCUACGUAUGUUCUGAAAUCAUCAAAAAAACCUAAGCGCCACUUUUUUUGUCAGAACUUUCUCCUCUUAUUAUACUAGCUUUAAGAAAAGAUAAUCAUGUAUCCUUCAAAUCGAAAAAAAGUUUUCGAGAGUGAUGUCGUGAAAGAUCAAUUGACAGUUAUGAAAGGAAAGCAUUCAAUUAAAAAUAAAGGUUUUUUAUAAAAUUUAAACAAACGACAAGUCAUGAGAAAAACAUUUAAUCGAAGGAAAACGUCAAACCAAACUUUUUCAUUUGUUUCGAUAGCCUCUUUUUCUCCAACCUUUUCACUAAAAUAAAAAUAUCCCAAGAUUUUGUGACUUUUAUUUUGCCUCUUUCCAGCACCGCUCUCUUGUUAGCCACCUACAUCCGAGGAAGCGAUGAAAAAAGCCGGCUGCUUCGUCGAAAUAUUCUUCGCUACAUGGUCCUGACGCAGGUGAUGAUCUUCCGGGACAUCAGCAUGCAGGUCCGUCGAAGAUUUCCGACACUCGAAACUGUAGUUGCCGCAGGUUCUCUUAUUUGGGAGCCAAUUCUUAUGAUGGAAUUUCAGGAUUUAUGUUGGAGGCAGAACGGGAGAAAUACGAAGAGCUGCAGCUCAAGUAUAAUAAAUACUUCCUGCCGAUCCAGUGGUGUUUCACUCUUUUAUACGAGGCCCGGACUCAGGGAAAGAUCGGUGCUGAUGUCAUGCUCAACGAGUUGAUCAAGGUCGAUAUUUCAGAUCCUUUUCUGAACUGUAAUUCAAUUUCAGAGCGUUUCUGAUUUCCGUCGAGGUCUUGGACAACUCUGUAACUUUGAUUGGGUGCCGAUUCCAUUGGUGUAUCCUCAGGUAAAAAAAAGAUAGAAGUUUCUGAAAAUUCUAGAUUUUUAGGUAGUGUUCCUGGCGGUCAGAAGCUACUUCUUUCUUUGUUUGAUCGCCCGCCAAUCGGUUCUUAUCGAUGGCGAGCCGCCAAAAGAUAACAAUCCGGUAGGUUUUGGAGGCUGAUUAAUCAACUUCACUGUGAUAGGCAGGGGCUACUGUAAAUGAACCUCUUCCAAAAAUUCGAGUUUUUGGCUUUAAAUUAACGGCUGUUUCUUCAUAGUGCUCUCAAAUCUUAAUGAACUCAAUUAUUAGGUCAAUUUUCAGGUCAAGUUAAAAAUGUUGACAUGAAAAUUAUAGAAAAAAAAACACAAAAAUAUAAAUAUAUAUCGAAAGCAUUGAAGUUGAACUCCGAUAAUAUGUUUUUUGAAACUGCAACCUCGAGAUGCACAGGUCUAUCCAUUGGUGCCGUUCCUCAUGACUGCUCUACAGUUCAUUUUCUACGUCGGAUGGAUGAAAGUCGCCGAAAGUUUGAUGAAUCCUCUCGGAGAAGACGACGACGACUUCGAGUGCAACUUUUUGUUGGAUAGAAACUUGGCGGUAAGAAUUCAGAAGUUGUCAGUUCUGAUUACCUUUUUCGUUCAGGUAGGUCUCACCAUCGUGGAUGACUGCUACAAUGAAGCUCCAGCUCAACAGAAAGACAUUUUCUGGAGCGUCGGUAAUUUUUAUCGUUUCGGACUUUAACAAGUUUGAAAAAAAAAAUCAGACGUCGUCGAGCCGCUGUACUCUUCCGGAACUGCUCUGAAGCCGCAAAACCCGAGAAUCGGCUCUGCGACGAAUUAUGAGUGAGUUCAAUGAUUCAUGGUUUCUAUUCUCUUUUCAUGACAGGGUCACUGAAAAUGAAGUCGUCAUGAUGCCGCACGUCGACAAUGAAGCUUAUGAAGAGGGGAUGCUCGAAGACGUCGAAGGAACGCGUCUGCUGCCUCGAGGUCUUUUUAUCGAUCCUGAAGAAUUCAGCCUGGUCGCAUGUAGAAUGGCUCAACGCGGUGCGGUUGCGCUACGGUUAAAGCUAGUUUGGAUGAUAAUUGACUCGGUUCAAGGCUUCGUUGAACCAAAUUUUUUUUCCGAAUAUUUGAAAACUGGCUCAUGAAAGUUUGAAGGAGACAACUUGCAAAUGAAUUCAGCCGUCGCUAUGUUUUUCAAUGCCCUAAGCCAGUUGUGAACCGUCUAAAAUCUUAUGCCAGUCUGCGCAAGCCGUUUAUAGUCGGGCGCACUUUCCUGAUGACCUACGCGUGUAGUUAUUCUACAUGCGACCAAUUGUAUCAGACGACGCCAAACCGACUAUGUAUUUGUUGUUUCCAGGUGUUUCGGUCGUUUCCGUCAAUCGCCAAUCUGAAAGUCGGACCAGCCUUGCCAGCCGAAACAAGGGCUUCUUCACGAGUAUCAAAAAUCACAUAUCAGGGUUAGCAUUGCUCAUCUUAGCUCAUGGUUACUGGAAUUCAGAACUCCAAGAAAAGUGAGCCGUCCGAAUCGACUUAACUCUUCAAUGUUCUCGAUAAGUACAAAUGCUGGCGAGGUUUCACAAUUUUUUUCUUUUCAGGGACUGAACUUCUUUUCAGAACAACUUUGGCGAGAGCUCUUUGAGCAUUUUGGACGAUCUUGCUGAAGAAGCGAAACAGAGCCAAAUGAACCAGGUUCUGACGCCGGAAGGUGAGGAUUUUUGGAGGUUCUUUCAAAGGAAGAGCGUUAUUUUCAACCCAAAAAAUUUAUGAUUUAUGAAAUAUUCCAGGGAGAACAAUUUUUGAAAAUUUGAGAUCCUUUUGAUGCGAUUUUUAUCUGAUGAAGGCUAUUCGCGCGAUCUUUUGAAGUAAAAUUCUCGAAGUAGCCUAAUCUCAACUUCUCAGAGUGUCUUUAAAGCUUCAGAAGUCCAUUUUACUCAUUAAAAAAAAAUAUUGUCCAGCUUAUUUCCAAGAUAGGUUAGAAUCCUAAGACCAAGAAUAACUCAGGAUUCUUUAUUUGCGAGUAAAUAUUCUCUAACUUUCCAGAAAUGAGCUCACCCCGACGAACACCAAUAGACGUGCCGCUGACGUCGGUGCCAGAAGAAGACGAAGAAGUUCAGCGGACGAAAAGCUCGGCCGACCUGAAGAAGUGGAAGCAGGCGCUGGACAGGGAACUCCAGGGAGACGCCGAGAAAGAUAAGCAAUCGGACUGA
Molecule: messenger RNA, 5204 nt
Organism: Caenorhabditis auriculariae
Lineage: Eukaryota; Metazoa; Nematoda; Chromadorea; Rhabditida; Rhabditidae
Source: the annotation of a GenBank genome assembly